CUUUUUAACUUUUCGCCCAUUUCACUCCAACCCCUUCUCGUCUCCAAUAAUCGCUUCUCAAAUCUCAAUCUUCUUUUAUGCAGCUCCCAUGGAGGACUUGGAAUUAACUUCACGUUUGGAAUUAACGAUAUCUGUUCCUGGUUUAGCUUCUUCUUCUUCUUCUACUCUUCCUCCCUCAGAUGGUGGCAGUGUGACGAGAGAGCUGGACAUAAAUCAAAUCCCCUCUGGCACAGAAGAAGUAGGAAGUGCAGAAGAGGAAGAAGAGAGCGGUUUGGGUGGUGGUGAAGGUCCUCCCCGUAAGAAGCUCCGCCUCACAAAAGAACAGUCUCGUCUCCUGGAAGAGAGCUUCAGACAGAACCAGACCUUGAAUCCUAAACAAAAGGAAGCGUUGGCUUUACAACUGAAGCUGAGACCACGACAAGUCGAAGUUUGGUUUCAAAACCGUAGGGCCAGGACGAAACUGAAGCAGACGGAGAUGGAAUGUGAGUACCUGAAGAGGUGGUUUGGGUCGCUGACGGAGGAGAACAGGAGACUACAGAGGGAGGUGGAGGAGCUGAGGGCGAUGAGAGUGGGUCCACCGACGGUGUUGUCGCCCCACAGCUGUGAGCCGUUGCCGGCAUCGACGCUGACCAUGUGCCCCAGAUGCGAGCGCGUGACGAGCAGCGCCUUCGACAAGGGUCCCACUAUUGCCACCACUACCAACACAACUGACCCCACCGCCACCACCUUGGCCUUCUCUAAAGCAGCACCGGUGCUCCACCAGUCUCGACAGCCGUCGGCGGCUUGUUAGUUACUCGAGCACUCAUGGUUGGUUUGUUGGGGUUCUUACAUGUAACACCAGAAAACAAAGAUCAAAAGAAAGAAGGAUUCACAAUUCAGAAAGGCCAUUAGAUUAUAUAUUACUCAUUAGUGAUGAGAUUACUUUUUGAUCUGUCGUCUGACUUUUUUUUUUUUUUCCUUUAUCUUAUUGAAGAACAAAUGACUGUAUAUUCCAUACACACCAUUCCUCUC
Messenger RNA from Nelumbo nucifera (sacred lotus), 1011 nucleotides. Its product is annotated as homeobox-leucine zipper protein HOX3-like. The record is from RefSeq and is a predicted model, not a curated record. NCBI's taxonomy places the organism in Eukaryota, Viridiplantae, Streptophyta, Magnoliopsida, Proteales, Nelumbonaceae. Gene Ontology annotation, molecular function: DNA-binding transcription factor activity, RNA polymerase II-specific; sequence-specific DNA binding. Gene Ontology annotation, biological process: regulation of DNA-templated transcription.